Anoplophora glabripennis (Asian longhorned beetle) is the source of this 4044-nucleotide messenger RNA. Its product is annotated as probable multidrug resistance-associated protein lethal(2)03659. Gene Ontology annotation, molecular function: ATP binding; ATP hydrolysis activity; ABC-type transporter activity. Bases 61 to 4011 code for a protein of 1316 amino acids. Lineage: Eukaryota; Metazoa; Arthropoda; Insecta; Coleoptera; Cerambycidae. The transcript is spliced from 17 exons. The record is from RefSeq and is a predicted model, not a curated record. Gene Ontology annotation, biological process: transmembrane transport. Gene Ontology annotation, cellular component: membrane.
AAGCGAACUAGGAACUUGGUAGUAUUCCUAAGAGUAUUAUUGGUUGCGUAUAACUUUGAAAUGGAAGCUACCAAGAACCCAUCUCCGGAAAUAAAAGCAAAUAUUAUAUCAAAAAUAUUUUUCUGGUGGCUGUUUCCAUUCCUGAAACAUGGCUAUAAACAUGGCGUACAAAUGAAAGAUAUAUAUGACACGUCAGAAAAACACAAGGCUGAAAAUGUUGGAGACAUAUUAGAAAAAAAUUGGAAAACUGAAGUAACGACCGCAAACAAAGAAAAGAAAGUGCCAAGCUUGCUAAGAGUUAUAAUAAAAACGUAUGGAUUUAGCUAUAUGAAACUCGGUUUGUGGUUGUUUAUAGUAGUGGUCGUGAUAAGGUGUUCCCAACCCUAUGUCCUAAGCCUAUAUAUAAGAUCUUUUCGAGAGGGCGAUUCCAAAAUAGAGACAGGGUGGAUUACAUCAGUUGGAUAUAUUGUUUUAAGCAUCUUAGGAGCUUUGAUUUUCGCCCAAUACGCAGCCUACUCGCUAAUACUUGGGCAGAAUAUCAAAGUUGCUUGUUCCUCCCUUGUGUAUAGAAAGCUCUUGAAACUAAGUAUGUCGUCCCUAAAUCAGACAGCUUCUGGACAAUUAAUAAAUUUACUGUCCAAUGAUCUGCGAAGAUUUGAGUCUGCCGCGCUGUAUUUGCAUUUCUUGUACUUCAUCUUCCUUCAAACUGCUAUGAUGUGUUAUAUAACUUACAACUUCACUGGUAUUUCUGGUGUCCCUGGCUUGUUAUUUAUUAUAAUAGAGGGUCUUUUAAUUCAAGGUUAUUUAUCGAAACUUCAGGGAAAAUUCAGGUUAAAGAUCGCUCAACUGACGGGAACAAGACUGGCCAUGAUGAACGGGCUUGUAUCAGGAAUUCAAGUUAUAAAAAUGUAUGCUUGGGAGAAGCCAUUUGAAUCAGUUGUAACGAGAGCAAGAAAGAUAGAGCUGAGCUCCAUCAACAAAUCAUCCUACAUCAAAGUAUUCACGACGGCUAUGGUGGUCUUUACGGAGAGAUUUUCUCUCUUUUUGAUCGUAGUUACUCACAUCCUGCUAGGAAACAGACUGACUAGUGAUGUAGUGUUCUCUGUAGCCACUAUUCUUAACGUGUUUCAAUCAUCAUUUUGCUUCUACUUACCGAUAUCACUUGAAAGUUAUGCCGAGGCCAGAGUAUCUAUAAAUAGAUUGCAAGAGUUUUUACUGUUGGAUGAAAGGACACAAUCGAUUACAACUAAACCCUUCCCAAUAAUGAAAGACACGGGGUCCAUAAAAGUGGCAAAUGCAAGAGCUGGAUGGUUACCAGCCGCCUUAACUCUUACUGAUGUUAGUUUAAAUAUCAAAGCAGGAACGUUGUGUUGCAUUUUGGGGAAGGUAGGGUCAGGAAAAACGUCUCUCCUAUAUUUGCUGCUUAAAGAAUUACCUGCAACUAAGGGUACAGUAGAUAUAACGGGAAAAAUAUCUUAUGCUUCUCAAGAGUCGUGGUUGUAUGUUGCUAGCGUGAGAAACAAUAUCCUCUUUGGACAGAAGUUUUUACAGCAGAAGUACCAAGAAGUUGUAAGAGUCUGUGCGCUGAAUAAAGAUUUCCAGCAGUUCCCUUACAGAGACCAAACCAUGGUUGGUGAGAGAGGAGUGUCUUUGAGUGGAGGACAGAGAGCUAGAAUAAAUCUCGCCAGAGCUGUAUACCUUGACGCUGAUAUUUAUCUUUUCGAUGAUCCCUUGUCUGCUGUUGACACCCACGUAGCCAAACACUUGUUCGAGGAGUGUAUCAUUAAAUACCUACGAAAGAAAACUAGAGUUUUGGUAACCCAUCAACUGCAGUUCUUGAAGCAAGCUGAUCUUGUAGUAGUCUUGGAAGAGGGCAAAAUCAGUAAGAUUAUGAAGAACGAUGAGAUGUCAGAGAACAGUUUGAACCAGUUGAACCAAAUGUUGCCUGAAUCAGAUGAAAAUUCUGAAGAAAAUCGUGCCGAAUCAAAUUUAUUGAAAAGAAAAUUAUCUGUGUUAUCACGAUCGAGCACAGCAGCAGGAUGUGAAGAGGAACUAGAACAAAACGAAGAGAUGGAGUCGAAAGAUGUAUCCUUCUCUACUUAUUUAAAAUAUUUUCGUUCUGGAGGCAAUGUUUGUAUGAUAGUAUGUGUAAUAAGUAUAUUUGUAGUUUGUCAGGUUUUUGCGAACGCUUCUGAUCUCUGGAUUAAGUAUUGGACCAAUAAAGAAGAAGAAAUACUCAGCUCAGCAAGAACCAAUCUCAACUCCACGGAAAGUGAUAUAUAUUUAUUGCCAGACAACGCCAUCAAAAUAAAUGCAACUAAUUUGACUUAUUUGGUUAACAUCUCUACCAGUUACUAUGACACGCAAGAAAAUAUAAGGUCUGCGCAUGUAGACUACUUUUAUCUCUAUGUUUACUCAGGGAUCAUAUUAAGCUGUAUCAUUAUUAGCUGCAUCCGGCCAAUGAUUUUCAUGAAAAUCUGCAUAAAUGCUUCGAGAUCUCUCCACAGAAGAAUGCUGAGCAACAUUCUGCAAGCUCCCAUGAGAUUCUUCGAAAUAAAUCCCUCAGGCAGAAUCUUCAACAGAUUUUCCAAAGACUUGGGAGUUGCAGAUGAGGUGCUUCCCAUCUCCAUGCUUUGGACCCUACAACUUUGGUUGGUGGUGCUAGGAACUCUCACAGCAAUUUGUACAGUCCUUCCAUGGAUGAUCAUUGCGAUUCUAAUACUGUUAGCUGCAGCGUAUUACUUGAUACUUUUUCUUUGGCCAACUUUACUGAAAGUCGUCAAGUUGGAAGCUAAUAAUCUAUCACCAAUAUUUUCCCACAUUUCUGGCACAAUGUGCGGAUUACCCACUAUACGAUCUGCCGAAGCAGAAGAAAUGGUGAAACAGUACUUUGAUCUCCUACAAGAUGUGCAUACAAGCACUCAGCAAUUGGCGAUAUUCUUUGAAAAGGCGUUGGGAUUCUAUUUGGAACUCCUUUGGAACAUAUUUCUGGCUAUUGUAACAUUGAAAUUCAUGAUAUUUAGAGAGGAUGAUACACGCGGCGGAGACAUCGGACUAGUUGUAACACAAUCUUCCAUUCUUGCAAGUUUAUUCCAGUACACUAUCACCAACACGACGGAGGCCAUGACCGGCAUGGUGAGCAUAGAAAGAAUCCUGCAGUACUGCGAUAUUGAAAAAGAACAUGCCUCAGAGUCCGCCAAUAGGAAAAAGUUGAUGAAACGAUGGCCUCACUCAGGAAAAAUCACUCUCAGCAAUGUUUAUCUCACGUAUGUGCCUGAGGAAGCCCCAGUUCUUAAAAGUUUGAAUUUAUCUAUAAAAGCAGGAGAAAAGAUUGGCAUAGUCGGCAGAACUGGAGCAGGAAAAUCCAGCCUUAUCACUUGUCUGUUCAGGCUAGCUCCGAUAGAGGGCUCCAUCGCCAUAGACGACAUAGACACUGCUAUAGUAGAUUUCAAAACGUUACGAUCCAGGAUUUCGAUCAUCCCACAGGAACCAGUACUAUUUUCUGAAUCUAUACGGUACAAUCUAGAUCCAUUUGGAUUUGCAACCGAUGAAACCUUAUGGAAAGUAUUGGAAAAUGUGAAGUUGAAGGAAGUCAUAGAAAGCUUAGAUUACAAGGUGAAUAAUGGGGGCUCAAAUUUCAGCGUUGGACAGAGACAGCUGGUCUGUUUAGCUAGGGCCAUUCUUAAAAACAACAAAAUAUUGGUGCUGGACGAGGCCACAGCCAAUGUUGACCAGAAUACUGACGAAUUGAUCCAACGGGUCAUUCGCAAAAACUUUAGCAGCUGCACCGUACUAACCAUCGCGCACAGACUUAACACCAUCAUGGAUUCCGAUAGGGUGUUGGUGAUGAACGCUGGCGAAGCCGUUGAAUUUGCACACCCCCACGAACUCCUGCAGAGAUCCGACAGCUACUUCACGAAGAUGGUUGAAGAAACUGGCAAGGCGGUGGAGGAGAGACUCAGGAAGGUAGCCAAGGAGGACUUUGAGAAGAAGUUUUUCGAUAUAUCUUAAAUACGAUGGCUGUCAAAUUGUCUAAAUUCGAUA